Molecule: messenger RNA, 4196 nt
Organism: Anolis carolinensis (green anole)
Lineage: Eukaryota; Metazoa; Chordata; Lepidosauria; Squamata; Anolidae
Gene: cxcl12
Product: C-X-C motif chemokine ligand 12
Exons: 4
Coding region: 202-648 (148 amino acids)
Biological process (GO): defense response; immune response; chemotaxis
Cellular component (GO): extracellular region
Molecular function (GO): chemokine activity
Source: RefSeq, a predicted model, not a curated record
CAGGAGACCUCUCGCUUGCUAAAGCAUCCACGCCGCCGUUUCCACGGGGGCCAAAGCCAAGCCUGAGAAGAAAUGUGAGCGGGGAGAGGCUUCGCGGGAGAAGAGUCCUCUCCACUGAGGCGAAUCCCGUGCGUCCGAUUCCGUCUGGAGGGACCGCUUCCACCCCAGCGCUGUUCGGAGGGAGGAGGGGUCUCACAUAACAUGCCAAAGGCAAUCAGUCAGGGAGCGCGCGGCCCCCAUUUCCUCCUCCUCCUCUUCUCCUCCCCUCCCUCCCCUUCCCCUUCCCCAGCCUCUAUAGAGGGGAGGGAGGCAGACCGCCGCGCCACUCAGCCCCAGCGCCAGCCUCAGCCUCCGUCUUCCGCCAUGGAGUCCCGCAGGCUCGCGCUCCUCGCCCUCCUCCUGCUCGCGCUCCUCGGGGCCAGCCAGGAGAAGCCCAUCAGCCUGACUUAUCGCUGCCCCUGCAGAUAUGUUGAGAGCAGUGUGGCCAAGUCUCACAUUAAGCACCUGAAGAUCCUGACUGUUCCUGGCUGUUCACUCCAGAUUAUUGCAAGAUUGAAAAAUAGCAGCAAACAGAUCUGCAUUGAUCCGAAGCUAAAGUGGAUUCAGGAGUAUCUGGAGAAAUAUCUACACAAGAGACUCAAGAUGUAAGAGGCGAGCACUGUCGCCAUCCACAGGAUGCCCCUAUGUAGAAGCCAGAGAUAUCCUUCUACUAGGGAAUGCUAACUGCAUCUCUUCUAUUACAUAUCAAAAAGCACUUCUGAAGCCAUAUAUUUGCACAAAAUGUUUAGACUUUGCCAGCACUAUCUGAUCUAGUUUGAAUCUUUGGGUGAGUCUACACUGGUCAGUAAAUCAGUAGAAAUGCUCUAGGCUGGUCCUGGAGGAGGCAAACAUGUAACCUGAUGAACCCACUGUUUUGCUAGGACAAAACCACACUGGACCAUCACUUCACCAUCUGUGUUGCCAUUGCCACUCCUAGUCAGCAACAGAGCUUCAUGCAAUCUCUUGGCCAUCAUGGGUGCCCCGUUCUGAUAUCAAAAUAGAAGCCCAUACAAUCAGGAAGAAGGAUGAGGCUGAUCUUCCUGGUUGUCUGUGUAGUUCUGCUGGUCUCACAAUGGGAUGCAAGGAACUUUGUGGCCUGCUGGGAGCAGCAACAGUGGCAACAUGGGCACAUGCCAGGCUGAACUGAAUUUGAUCCAGGUGUCCACACUACAUCUUAUCUGAAGGAUACUCCAAAGUUUCCAGCAAAUGUCAGAGCAUCCCCCAACUUUGUCUGAAGUGGGACAAAGCCAGUUUAACCCAGGAUAAACUGUGAUAUUCACCAGAAGUAUAGGAACAUUGUGAGGAUAGCCAAAGGUCAAUUCGGAGUGAGUUUGGGUUUUCAUGCCUGUAUAGACUUGCCCUUUGGCAAAGUUUGACAUUACGUAGCACUCAUAUAGGUAACGGGAACAUAUAUGAAACAGCAUUUAUAUGCAUUUUGCUGUGUAGAACCCUGGCAUUUGCUCCUUAUACAAUAACUUCCUAGGUGGGUUUUUAGGUGGAUGUAUGGAAUAGAAAAGGAUGGUUGGAUCUCUGAUAUUUGUAGAGAUGGUCUUGAUCCCCACCUUCUAAAAAUAGAACUGUGUUUGAAAAUAAAACAAGCUGUGGCCAGAGUUUUUGUAGUAAAUGACAGCACAUUUGUGGAACAAAAUGGUUGUUCAUGAAAAAUCAAGGACAUUGGGGAGAAUGGGCUUGAAUAAAGAUCAUGGCAGGUUCCUUUAACCAUGUAAGGCUGAGAAGCUGCAAUUCAGGAUUACAGAUUUGCCGCUGAAAUCAUCCCAAAUAAGGUGAAACAUAUUGGCGAUUUUCAAAGAUUUUCUGUUACAGUGAUCAGUAGAGUCUAAGCACUGUAUUGUAUGGUAUGUGUCUAAAGGAUUGUAGAAGGAUACAAGUGGCAAUCCUCAUUUUCUUCAUUUAACUGUCAACUAAAAUAAAAUUCAGGUGGAAAGGACAGUAUGCUUGCAACAGAAACAAAAACACUGAUUACUUAGAAUAGCACUGAAAUAUGUAACCUCUAAUAAAUGUGAAAAAAUCACAAGAGAUUUUAAGCAGGGUUAUAGCUAAUAGUAUAAUGAACUGUAACAGGGAAUAGGAAGUGGAAUUCACUUAUAUCAUUCCCUCCAUAGAACAACAAAAUUAAGGCUUUUAGUGAUUUCCUAUCCCUCUGGCAACUCACUACAUGUCUUCAAAAGUAAGCUUGUCUGUUUUAGAUGGCUCUGGGACAAUCAGAUGCUUUGGGAUGGAGAAAGAAUAGCAAGAGGGAAAAGAGUAAUUAGACAGGGUUUGAUCUCUCCCCACUAUACAUUUAUGGAACACUGGAAAAACAAAACCUGUGUAUUCUGCCAAAGAGCAUUACCUGUUUUUAGACUGUUUAAUAAUUUAUUCCUUAGUGGGUUAAUGUUGAAUGAAAAAGUUCAAGCUGAUGUAAGGAAUACAAACUGAUGUCUUCAUAUGAACUCCCUGUAAAAUUUUGAGAAAUAGCAUGGUUACAUAAUAACUGCCUCGGCUGAAACACCUUCUGGCAAAUUUGCUUAAUGGUUCGUCUCCUUCAGUGGAGAGAAACAUUUGGUCCUCUAAAUGUUUUGGACUGAAAAUCUCUUGCCAAUGGCUUGGUGUUCUGAGAGUUGAAUAUCUACUCAAAGGUCCCCAUCACUGUUCUAAAAGAAGUAAGUAAUUUGGAUUGUAAGGCUUUAAAAACCUUCUUGAUAAAAAGUCACACUAAAUUCAAUGGUGCUUUCUUCUUCUACUAGAAAGAAGCACCAUGAAGUCCAGUGUGACUUUCCCUCAAGAGAAAUCUGCAUGGUUGUUGUAUGUCUUUCGGGCUGUGUGGCCAUGUUCCAGAAGCAUUCUCUCCUGACGUUUCGCCCACAUCUUCUGGAACAUGGCCACACAGCCCGAAAGACCCUGUGAUCCCGGCCAUGAAAGCCUUCGACGACACAGAAAUCUGCAUGUUUCCAGAAUGCAAUCUUGCAUGUUCCUGGGAGUGAGCACUAUUCAUGUCAAUAGGAAUGACUUUUAGGUAGAUGUGUAUAGGACUGUGCUAUUAAUGUUAGUAAUUUCUAGAUAGCAAAUCCAGAGGGCUGCAUAUUCAGCAUUAAAAAAGCACACAGUUCUGCAGAACCAGAGGUUACAUAGUCCAAACAGAUAUACUUGUGAACAGACUAUGGAAAAGUGGUUCUUAGGCCCAUCUUUGUCCAUUAGUAAUUAGAAAACGCCAUAGACAACAUGGUAAAGAAACAAAAUCAACUACAGCAAAUGGCUGAGGACUGUCAGACUGAGAAACGGCAAGUCCAACUCAGGCCUAUGGCCAUGGUACAGGAAAUCAAAAGUAGUAUCCUAAAAAUUCAAAGGAUUAAAAACAAAACAUUUCCAAAAUCUGGGCUUCUCCACAAAAAAUAUGUAGUAGUUAUUCCCAGAGAGUACCCUUUACAGUAUUUGUGAAGUUUUCCACAACUUUUAAUGGUGAGGGCAGGGUAGGUGUCAACAGAUUCAUGUUUUAUUAUCAUGCAAAUCAAUGUGAGAUUUCCUGAAGGCAGCGGUUUGUAAAACUCUUAAUUCAGAGUAACUCUUCAAUUCAGAAAGAGUAACCCGAGGUCUGAAAGUAGCUCUGUGUAUAAUCACAACAUCCUUUGUUUCUUUAAGCCACAGAACUGACAGAUAGGCAAGUUCACCACAGAGCGCAUCAUCAAGAGAAAAGAAUGCUAGUCUUUUUAUUACAUAGUGACCACUUGAUAUUACAAGGGAAUGAAUUCUAAUGCACUAAUGUCUGAGCAUCUCUGCAGCUUUAAAAAUAUCUAUGUGGUUUAUAGUGAUGUGAAAAUUGGAGGGUGUUUAUAGUGAAUUCCUGUGCAUGACUACUUCAUUACAGAGAGCAGCUGCAGCACAUCCAAUUGAAAGCAGCCACUGUACAGUAGUAUGAAAGUAUAAAUUGUUUUCAGAUUGAUUAGAGUGUAGUUAAUGCUGUGUCUCAUAUUUCAGAUAUCCCCAUGCAUCUUCCAAAAAUGUUACGAUGUUUUGGAUUGAUAAGCAGCUUUAUUUUUCUUUCUUUGUAUUUAAUAUAUACAUAUUUAUAAUGUUCAUAAUGAAAUAUGUAUUCAAAUUCUACUUUUCUCAGUUUAUAUUUUUCUCUGUUCAAUGCAAGUAAAUAUACCACAAAAGGA